AUGAGGCCGCCAGCAACCUCUUUGGCCCUCUGGGCAUCGCUUAUGCCCCUUUGCUUAGGUAUCAACAUUUCCCCAACGGCGAUGGGCGGACUGGCGCUGGCAAGGGUCCUCUUUGGUGAUUCUCGAGAUGUUUUCUCCUCAUCAUCUGGUUACUCUGGAGAUCCCUCGGCUAUUAGAUCUUUCACCGAUGGCCCUUUUGGGAUGGGAAGUGGCAUCAUUAUGUCAACUGGAAGCUUAACCUCAGGAUCUCUGGCUCCCGGUGGUACAUGCCCAAGCUCCUAUACUACAGACCUGUAUGAUGCGUAUACCACUACCUAUUGUGGUCCAGAUUCCUACAACGGAGCUUCGUUUCUCUUGAACGUUCUUCCAACCAAGGCGACUACACUACUCAUCGACAUGGUUAUUGCAAGCUGUGACGUUAUUUCUGGCGAUAAGGUCAUGGUCUUUGUCAAUGGUGUUAAUGUCGCAAAGGACGAAACAGGCACUCCACUCGAUUCUUCGUCAAAGUACCUCAGCGAGCCAUGGGGUAUACCAUCGCCAAAUGGCGAUACAGUAUUCGCAAUGUCAUCACCGCCUCUUCGAUUCUCGAUACCGCUCCCAAAGACAUACGUGGAGUUGAAGAUCGCUGUAUGCGAUCGUCAUGAUGGUUAUGGCGAUACUGCAGUCAUGAUCAAAGCCCGACCCUGCACCAACUGCGAUCAGACGUUCAAGGUUGACUAUGACACGACGAGUAUUGUAUCUACUACGACGUACGAAGCAACAUCUGUCGUUACACAGGCUGCUUCAGGAACAGUUCGCGGGACCAUUUCUUACCUUACAUAUGUGACUGCUUCUGCUACCAGUACUACAUUAUUGUCGUCAACAACUUCUACCGAAUCAACAUUUGCAGCAACUUCUACAUCACCUGCUAUGUCAACCUCAGGAGAUGCUACCUCGUCUGUAUCAGAAAUAUCUACAUUGACUGAUACAGCAACCUCAUCGGAUUUUACUCCGUCCGCAUCCUCAGUACCGAUAUCCUGCAAUCAAAUAAACAAUCCCUACCAAAGCUCUUCCAACUCGCAGUUUGAGGUUGUUUGCAAUUCAUAUGCCACCGGAGGCAAUAACAUCGGCCCCAGUCAUGAGGUGACCGGUUUAGCGCCAUGCAUAGACCUGUGUUCUACUACCUCAAAUUGCAAAGUAGCACUAUUUGACCGUAGCCAGUAUUUGUGCUACCUGUUGGACGGAACAGAUGGCCCAGCGGCUAACAAUCUGUAUGACAUGGCGACCUUGCUGUCAUCUACAUCAUCCACGGCGAUGUCAUCUGCGACAUUCUCCACUACAACAACAUCCACCAUCUCGGCACCAACACCUUGCAAUCAACUCGAAAACCCAUCCUAUAUAAACGGUGUAAAGCUCUCGCUUCUAUGUGGUAAGCAGGCGACUGGCGGUAAUCAAAUCGAUUACAGCAAUCAGCUGCACAGCUUGACGGAAUGCAUGACGUUAUGCGCCGAUACCCUGGCAUGCCGAGCCGUCACGUUCAACAACGUUGGAAACGAAUGUACCUUGUAUGAUGGUGUUAACAAUUUCAUGAGUGACUUUAACAUGGAUAUGGCUGUGGUGGCAUCUCGACCAGCUACAUCAUCAACAACUGAAGCUCCAACCGCAUUUUCUACAACCACAUCAUUGUCGACGACGUCAACUACAGCACCAUCAGGACCGCGCUCCUGCAGUCAAAUGGCCGGCAGUACGUAUACCGGUCCUAAGGAGAACAAGUUUACUCUCAGUUGCGAUACUUCCUCGACCGGCGAGUCUAUCUAUCGACGCGAUGAAGAAGAUAGCAUGCAGGGAUGCCUGGAUCGAUGCGAUAAUGACAGCAGGUGCAUUGCCGUGAAUUUUCAUCCUUCUCCUUAUAGUGAAUGCGAUCUGAUUGAGUCAUUUACUGGGACUAAACCUUCCCCUGGCACCAGCUUUGCUUCCAAGGUACUUUCAUCAGCAUCAACCUCUACGUCAUCUGAGACUUUUGUACCUAUAGAAUCCACCUCAGAGUCUACAGCAUCAACACUAGACACAACCUCUUCAGCGUCGAUAUCAAUCGGGUCCCCAGAAACUACAUCAUCAUCGUCAUCAUCAGAACUCACGUCAGAGACUACGUCAGCGGGUACACUGGAGUUGCCAUCAUUUACGACUACAUCAGCUGUAACCUCACAAGCAGAUACCUCAUCACCAACAAGAUUGUCACCAUCUACAUCAUUAUCGUCAUCAUUAGAUGCUCUAUCAGGGACUCCAUCGAACCCUGCAUUGGAGUCUACGCAAGAGUCUACAUCACUUUCAACUGCGUCAGCUAUAACCUCACUAGCAGCUAUCUCAUUAUCAACAACAUUUACACCCCCUACAUUACCCGAUCCUUCAUUAUCCUUGUCGUCAGAAGCUGUUUCGGAGUCUGCACCGAAUACCAGAUUGGAAUCUACAUCAGCUGGAGAGUCAUCUUCUCUAGAGUCUACUACAGUUGCGGCAACUAAAAGCUCGCUGCCCACCGAUACUACUAGCAUCGAGAUGUCAACGACUGAGAUAUUGAAUACUAAAACACCACUCUUAGGGACAUCAACCACUACCGCUUCGGCUACCGCGAUAGAAACCACAGCAACAGCUUCCAGCUUGAGCAAUACCAGUCAGGUUUCACCUGAGAUACAGUCCACAUCAGAUGCUUCUGCUUUGCCUUCCACCUCAUCAACUCCUCCUGCAAGGAAUAUUCCUGCCCUUGGUGAAUAUACCUUCACGGGCUGUUUAAGAUCUCUGCAGGGCUUUCCAUCGUUUACCGAGGUAGCAACUGAUCCAGACAUGACUACCCGAAAAUGUGUCGAUUUGGCUUUUGGAAGCGAUUAUAUCGGUGUCUAUAAAGAGUCUUGUUAUAAGGCAGAUCUGCUCUCUGAUACAGAAUUCAUAUCGGAUGCACGCUGCGAUCUCCGAUGUCCUGGAGAUCCCACUCUGUUCUGCGGAGGCAUUAUCCGCGGUGGCCAAAGCCUUCUGCAUCGUGCGAUAGCGCCUGAUCAUCUUUUAACACUUUAUCGAAAAACGGUUUCCUCCUCCUCCUCCUCCUCCUCCUCCUCCUCCUCCAUCGCGUCCUAUGCGUCUUCCUCCGCCCCUUCCUCUUCUUCUUUACAGACUACGGGAGCUGACGCUUGUGAAUCAACAUCUCAAUCAAGCUCACUUUCGCGCUAUACUCAAACAACCUCACCAUCCUCUUUUUCCUCCUUUACAACUAUAAACCUUGGCUCAAAGACAUUUUCAGCCUCUGGUUUCUCCAUCACAAAGACCACAUCUCAAACUCGUCUCCCAACAUCAUUCCCUACCCCAACCGCCAUUCACACUGCUUACUCGACGUUAAUUGUUGAUCAUGUCUACACCAAGACCCAAUUUGCCGAGACAGUAACCACUGUUACAUACACGACUAUCAACCCAAGCAAUCCUACAGCUCUAAUCACAACAUGUGUUCCGAUCACACUCCUCUACAGCCCUUGCGGGUGCGAGCACCAGGUAUACCCGUCGGUGGAUAUGGCGACUGUUGCCUGUACUCAAGGAGAGGAUAUUGUUACCCUGACAGUUCCAAAAGCUGCUUAUGAGACUGGCCGUGCGAGCGAUACACACCCGAUAGUUCAAUAUCCUUCAGGCUGGGCUGGAGGCAACAGUAAUCCUGUGGUGCAGCCUACAGAAGGCCCACAAGGUGGCUCCCAACAUGGCUCCAAGAACGUCCCACCUGAGACUCCUACUCGAGCCACAGGAUCACGAGACGAUUCUCAUCCCAGCUAUAAGGUGCACCAGCCUGCGACCACUACUUCAGCUACAGGAUCAAACGGUGAUACUCAACCAGCACAAGGGAAUACGCGGCCGUCUGUUCCAGCUCAAGGCUCACCAGAGUCCAACAGCAAUACCCCAAUGAAUCCCUCCCAGCCAUCAUCUCCAAAGAGCUUGACAACAGAGACAAGCACUAUCUCCACUCCUCAACUCGACACUUCAGCAAUUCCUUCUCAAUCAUCACCUCUUCACCAGGAUCAAGUUCCUUCAGAGCCAGCGGACGCGCCGUAUGCUACACCAAUGGUUGUCUCAGAAGCUCGCGGAUAUAGCCUCCCAUCGUGGAUUGCGAUUACUGCGAUAGUCGGAAUGGAUCUGCUGUUGUAA
Fusarium odoratissimum NRRL 54006 is the source of this 4155-nucleotide messenger RNA. RefSeq lists its product as uncharacterized. Lineage: Eukaryota; Fungi; Ascomycota; Sordariomycetes; Hypocreales; Nectriaceae. The record is from RefSeq and is a predicted model, not a curated record. The coding region runs from base 1 to 4155 and encodes 1384 amino acids. The transcript has 3 exons.